Molecule: messenger RNA, 1308 nt
Organism: Chanos chanos (milkfish)
Lineage: Eukaryota; Metazoa; Chordata; Actinopteri; Gonorynchiformes; Chanidae
Product: CASP8 and FADD-like apoptosis regulator
Exons: 8
Coding region: 1-1308 (435 amino acids)
Biological process (GO): regulation of apoptotic process; proteolysis
Molecular function (GO): cysteine-type endopeptidase activity; protein binding
Source: RefSeq, a predicted model, not a curated record
AUGUCUAGGCAUUUGUCUCAAACUAUCCAUCUAAUUGCUGAGGAGCUCAGUAAAGAUGAAUGGAAGCGCCUGUCCUUUCUAUGUGGAGUUACUGACACCGAAUGCCCAAGUUUCGACGUCAGAAGGAUGCUGAUGUCUUUAAUGCACCAAAAGGGAUUGGAUGAGACGUUCCUGAUGGAGCUUAUGUUUAAGAUGAGACGUUACGAUAUACUGAGGAGUGUGCUAAACACCAAUAGGACAGAAGUCGAGAGAAUGCUGGGAAACAACCAUGUUUUGUCGGAGUACAGAGUUUUGAUGGCUGAUAUUAGUGAGGAUAUGGACACAGAUGACUUGAAAUCCCUGGUGUUCUUACUUAGUGCUAACUUUCCAAGGGAGAGGUUAAGUAAAAUUAAGAGUUUGCUAGAUGUAAUUGUUGAACUGGAGAGACAAGACCAAAUGUCCUGUGAGAGAAUGGACCUGCUUGAAAAACAUUUAAGAGCCAUUCAAAGAACUGAUUUGGCCAGAAAGAUAAACCGCUAUCAACAGAGAGGUGCAGGGAAUGUAGAGAUGGGAAAUGCAGUGACAUACAGAGAAUACUCACAGAACUCAGUUGAUGAGUAUAGGAUGCGGUCGAAGCCUCGAGGUGUGUGUGUAAUUAUAGACUGUGUGGGCAUUGAUGGAGCAUACUGGAACAAAACAUUCAAGUGCUUACACUUCCAAGUGAUAACACACAAGCUGUUGUGUGUGAGAGAAACUCUGGCAACUCUGAAAGACGUAGCCAGGCGGCGAGAGCACUACUGGGCAGACGCCUUCAUCUGUUGUGUCAUCAGUCGGGGCUCUGCCACAGAUCUCCUCGGCAUCGAUUCCCAUGGCCCGGGGCUGAAUUUAGACACGGUGAAGCACCUCUUCACCCCUGAGUGCUGCCCUGGUUUGGCGGGCAAGCCUAAACUGUUCUUCAUUCAAAGUUAUGAGGUUCCAAGGCCUCAGAGGUGCUAUGGUGGAGCAGGGUACUAUGAUUACAGGGACGCAGAUCUGGAAACAGAUGGACCUGUGACCUCUUAUGGAGUGGAGACGGUCCCUGCAAAUGCAGACAUUUUCUGGAGUCAUUGCUGGACGAACGAGCAUCAGCUGGAAGACCAAAACCAUCAUUCUGUGUAUCUACAAGCUCUGUGUACCUCGUUACUGAAGGGACAGAAGAGGAAGAUGAAUCUGGUGGAUGCUCACAUGGAGGUGAAUCGGAAAAUAUAUGAACACAAUGCAAAGGAAACAGGGGCAAAAUACAGUAUAAAUCUAAGACAUACACUACGAAAGCAUGUCUGUCUUUCAUGA